This is a messenger RNA of Clarias gariepinus (North African catfish), 2322 nucleotides long. It is a transcript of the gene kif2c, whose product is annotated as kinesin family member 2C. The transcript has 22 exons. Lineage: Eukaryota; Metazoa; Chordata; Actinopteri; Siluriformes; Clariidae. Gene Ontology annotation, biological process: microtubule-based movement. The coding region runs from base 105 to 2213 and encodes 702 amino acids. The record is from RefSeq and is a predicted model, not a curated record. Gene Ontology annotation, molecular function: microtubule motor activity; microtubule binding; ATP binding.
UUUUCGUGUAUAUACGGCAGGCUUGUGUGUGUGUUUGUGUGUGUGUAGCCCUGUGUAACGGGUUGUGUUUUAUAUUUUGUUUUAAAAAGCUUGUGUUUGGUAAAAUGGACCCAGCAACUGCGACGUUUCUUGUUGGACUCGCUGUCAAAAUUAGCCGCAGUGACGGGAGAGUUCACAGUGCGACAGUCAAGUCAGUCCAUGCCACCAAGUCCACAGUACAUGUGGAGUGGACUGAGAAUGAAGUGACUAAAGGAAAAGAGAUCGACCUGAGCGAUGUGUGUCGUCUCAAUGCUGAUCUGAUUGAAUACCUGCAAACGUCCAAACAAGCAGGACCUUCCACUGCUCCAGCUCGAAGCCCUGCACGCCCACCUAAAGCCGAGAAAAAAUCGGAGCAGAUUGCAAAGUCCUCAAAGAUACCUGCCCCUUCAGAGCCGGUGCCUCCAGCUGGUCCAUCUGAAGAGCCAGUCCCUAGAAGGAUGACCACUCGUCAGACUUGUCUCUUUCGACCACCCACUACUAUUCCAUCUGUUGGCGUGACUGCUGCUGGUGAUGCUCCCAGUCAGGAGCAGCCCUCAUCUACAAUAACUAGAGCCUCAGGACUACCAAGUUAUCCGAGAAGACCAGUUGCUAAGCCUCCUUCUCCUCUGCUUCCCGCCGUUGAAGCCGUGUCAGAAAGCGAGGCCUCAAAAUGUGCUCCUGCACCCACUACAAACCAGCGGCUUUCACGAGUUCCAGAAGUAAAUAAAACAAACAAAAGGCUUUCCAUGUCGACUAAAAACACAGAAACCCAGAUCAAGAAAGGAAAGUAUGGAGAUAUGAACCGGCCCAACAAGCAGUUCUACCAGAUGAUUGAAGACUAUCGGGAGACUGUGGAGAAAGUUCCACUUUCUUUGAGCGAUCCUGUUGAGCUUCACAGAAUCUGCGUGUGUGUUCGUAAGCGGCCACUAAAUAAAAAAGAAAUGGCAAAGAAGGAGAUUGAUGUCGUGACGAUCCCCGGAAACGGAGUCCUCCUGUUCCAUGAACCCAAGCAGAAAGUCGAUCUCACCAAGUACCUCGACAACCAGCCCUUCCACUUUGAUUACUCAUUUGACGAAGAUGCCAGCAAUGAUUUGGUUUACAGGUUUACUGCCAGACCUCUGGUAAAGACUAUUUUCGAAGGUGGAAGGGCAACAUGUUUUGCAUAUGGUCAAACCGGAAGUGGAAAGACGCAUACCAUGGGUGGCGACUUUUCAGGAAAGGCUCAGAACAGCUCUAAAGGAAUCUAUGCUUUGGCAGCACAGGAUGUAUUUUCACUCCUGCAACAGAAACGAUAUGCUGACCUCUCCCCAUUUGUGACCUUUUUUGAGAUCUACAACGGCAAGGUCUUCGACUUGCUGAAUAAAAAGGCAAAACUGCGUGUGCUCGAAGAUGAAAACCAGCAGGUACAGGUUGUUGGCCUGCAGGAAAUACCCGUCUCGUCCGUUGAAGAUGUUAUAAAGAUGAUUGAGAAGGGGUCUGCGUGCAGAACAUCUGGCCAGACGUUUGCCAACGCCAACUCGUCCCGCUCCCAUGCCGUCCUGCAGGUUAUCUUGAGGCGGCAUAAGCUGCUUCAUGGGAAGUUCUCUCUAGUGGACCUUGCAGGGAAUGAGCGGGGCACAGAUGUCAGCAGCAAUGACCGGCAGACUAUGGUGGAAACAGCAGAGAUCAAUCGCAGUCUGUUGGCAUUGAAGGAAUGCAUCAGAUCGCUGGGGCAGAACAGCGAACACAUCCCCUUCCGGAUGAGUAAGCUCACCCAGGUGCUCCGAGACUCCUUUAUAGGCGAGAACUCCAGAACCUGCAUGAUUGCCAUGAUCUCACCUGGUAUGACCUCUUGUGAAUACACUCUGAAUACACUACGUUAUGCAGACAGAGUGAAGGAGUUAAAUGGAUUGUCGAGGGGAGCUGCACAGAACACUAAGUUAACAGAGGAGUCAGAGGAGGGCAACAGUUCCAUAGAGGAGGAAGGUAUUCCUGCAGAACUUGAAGUCAUGGCCCAGUUCUCUGAGGUGGAGGAAAGAUUCUAUGAAGAUCUGCAGGGUGGCAGUGAAAUUGCCCGAGCAAUGGAGCACACAUCAUAUGAUGUUAUAAGCGGGCUACCAGAAAUUGAUGCAUACAUGGAAAGACUUCAAGCGUCUUACCAUGCUCUGCGGUCAGCGGUCGAGGCACUUAAAGUCAGGUCACCCAAUCUGGCAUGACAUUCAAAUGUAGUGGAAAAACCAAAUCGACUAAUUUGGUUCUUUUGUUUCCUGACUGCUAACGUUCAUUGCUCUUUUUAAUUUUGUUUAAUUACAAUUUAUUUGAAUG